Messenger RNA from Erythranthe guttata (spotted monkey flower), 1807 nucleotides. Its product is annotated as non-specific phospholipase C3. Gene Ontology annotation, biological process: phospholipid catabolic process. Gene Ontology annotation, molecular function: hydrolase activity, acting on ester bonds. Lineage: Eukaryota; Viridiplantae; Streptophyta; Magnoliopsida; Lamiales; Phrymaceae. The record is from RefSeq and is a predicted model, not a curated record.
AAAAAAGAGAGAAAAGAAAAAAACCAUGUCUGAAAAUACCAAAGAAUACCCCAUCAAGACAAUUGUAAUCCUAGUUCAAGAAAACAGAUCAUUCGAUCAUAUGCUGGGAUGGAUGAAGUCAAUCAACCCGGAAAUCGAUGGCGUAACGGGAAAAGAAUCGAACCCUUUAUCCGCAACGGAUCCCACUUCAACUCGGCUCCACUACAGCCACCAAUCGGCCAACGUCCAACCCGAUCCCGGCCAUUCAUUCGAAGCAACAUACGAGCAAAUCUACGGCGUCAAAUGGACCGAAGAAUCAGCUUCAUCCAACGACUUAGCUCCGACGAUGGAAGGCUUCGCUCAACAAGCGGAGAGCAUAAAUAAAGGGAUGGCAGAUGUAGUGAUGACGGGGUUCAAACCGGAAUCUUUACCCGUGUAUAAAGAACUGAUAACCGAGUUUGCUGUUUGCGACAGAUGGUUUUCUUCGAUACCUACUUUGACUCAGCCGAACAGGCUUUUCAUCCACUCUGCGACUUCUUAUGGUGCGACUGCGAACGACACGAAGACGAUGGUGAAAGGCUAUCCGCAAAAGACGAUCUUUGAGUCGGUCGAUGAAGGUGGUUUCGAGUUCGGGAUUUAUUACCAGUACCCUCCCUCAACUCUCUUGUACAGAAAUCUGAGAAAAUUGAAGUACGUAAGAAAGUUCCACCAGUUCGAUCUACACUUCAAGAAACACUGCAAGGAAGGGAAGCUACCGAACUACGUAGUAAUCGAACAAAGAUAUUUCGAGACAAAAAAAAUCCCAGGAAACGACGACCACCCGCCACACGACAUAUCAGAGGGUCAGAAUUUCAUCAAGGAAGUCUACGAGGCGUUGAGAUCGAGCCCCCAGUGGAACGAAAUAUUAUUCGUUAUAUUGUACGACGAGCACGGUGGAUUUUACGAUCACGUCCCUACCCCAGUGACAGGUGUCCCUAGCCCAGAUGGCAUUGUGGGCCCCGAUCCUUAUAAGUUCAAAUUCGACCGCCUCGGUGUGAGGGUUCCCGCCAUCUUGAUUUCUCCUUGGAUUGAACCUGGAACAGUGCUGCAUGGACCGUCUGGGCCGUAUCCCACGUCAGAAUUUGAGCAUUCUUCAAUUCCGGCAACAGUUAAGAAGAUUUUCAAUUUGAAAGAUUUUUUAACGAAACGCGACGCGUGGGCGGGUACAUUUGAAUGUGUCUUAACCAGGACUACUCCAAGAACUGAUUGCCCUGUUACUUUGACGGAAGCUCCGAAAAUGAGGGAAACUGAGGCGAACGAAGAAGCGAAGCUGACAGAAUUUCAAGAAGAGAUAGUGCAGUUGUGUGCAGUAUUAAAAGGUGACUACCAUACAGAAGAAGAUUUUCCCCACGAUAUAUUGAAAAAAGACAUGAACGUCGUCGAGGCCGUUGAUUACAUGGGAGGGGCGUUUCGGAAAUUCUUGGACGAUUGCGAUAGUGCAGUUAAAAACGGAGCUGACGAAUCCCACAUUGUUUGUGAUCAUGCAGAGCAGCCUAAUCGAAAACGACUUGGAAAGUCGUUUUCGAGCAAAGUGUUUUCGUGCUUGACUUGCGUUCAAGAUUAAUUAUGUCUUUUUUUUUUCGAUUGAAAUUGUUUCAUCCAAUUUGAAUUUUCUUACACUUGUGUUGCUUGUGUGUAUUUUUAAUUAUUUGAUAUCUUUUUUUAAUUCAAGAAUUUGGUUGUAAUUUGUUUGUGAAGCGGAUUGUAAUUUGUUGUAUGUGUCAUAUGCUAAUAUGAAUAAGUGAAAACUUCAUUUUUCUUUUGUUGUGGAAUAAAAGCAUAUUUGUAA